This is a messenger RNA of Lottia gigantea (owl limpet), 171 nucleotides long. RefSeq lists its product as hypothetical. The record is from RefSeq and is a predicted model, not a curated record. The transcript has a single exon. The annotation marks the transcript as partial. NCBI's taxonomy places the organism in Eukaryota, Metazoa, Mollusca, Gastropoda, Lottiidae.
ACCUCUUCUAUUCUAAUUCAACAAAUACCUCACCUCUUCUAUUCUAAUUCAACGAAUAUCAUACCUCUUAUAUUCUAUUCUAACGAAUACCUUACCUCUUCCUUUCUAAUUCAACGAAUACCACACCUCGUCUAUUCUAAUUCAACAAAUACCUCACCUUUUCUAUUCUAA